Molecule: messenger RNA, 1855 nt
Organism: Asparagus officinalis (garden asparagus)
Lineage: Eukaryota; Viridiplantae; Streptophyta; Magnoliopsida; Asparagales; Asparagaceae
Product: AAA-ATPase ASD, mitochondrial-like
Molecular function (GO): ATP hydrolysis activity; ATP binding
Source: RefSeq, a predicted model, not a curated record
AUGAGAGAUCAAUCCUGGGCCAGCGCCGGCUCAACCAUCGCCAGCCUAAUGUUCUUCUGGGCCAUCAUCGACAAGUUCAUCCCGUCCACCCUCAAAUCCUCCCUCGUCCGCCACGCCUCCAAGCUCACCGCCUUCUUCAACCCUUACAUUCACGUCACCGUCCCCGAAUUCACUGGCGAGUUCUCUCGCCGCAAAGAGGCGUUCACCGCUGUCGAAGCCUACCUCACCUCCAACUCCUCCCACCAAGCCAAGAACCUUAAUGCAGAGAUCACCAAGCCGAGCCAGAAGCUGUCCUUAACAAUUGGCGCUCAUGAAGAAGUCUCUACGUCUUAUAAUGGCAUCAAGAUUUGGUGGCAAGAUGGCGAAAACCAACAGAUUUCCUUUUCUUGGUACCCAUCGCACGAGAAGCGCUGGUACAGGUUAAGCUGCCACGCCCGCCACCGGAAACUAGUGACCGAGGUCUACUUGCCUCAUGUGGUAGACGAAGGAAAGGCUAUCAAAGCAAAGGGAAGAAGGAAGAGGCUGUACACUAACAACGUGGAUUCUGAGCGUCAUGCCAGGCUUUGGAGCAGCGUGGUGUUUGAUCACCCUGCGACGUUUGGUACUCUGGCGGUGGAUCAGGAUAAGAAGAAGGAGGUGAUGGACGAUCUUGCGGCGUUUAAGGAGAGGAAGGAGUAUUAUGGGAAGAUUGGUAGAGCGUGGAAGAGAGGGUAUCUUCUUUAUGGGCCGCCAUGCGAUGGCUGUUGUGCGCAGCGGAAAUUUCGGCAACACCUCCGGUGUGCAAGGUGCAUAACAAGACAAAGCUAUAUAUACAUUGUUGAAUCGGGUGGGCCUCUUUACCCGCUGAACCAGUGCGAGAAAACUCAUUCACGUGCUUUCACAUGGGUGUUGGCUCUUUGCUCCCGUUGUGUGGCCCCCACAAUCACAAUGGCCAAUUUCUUGGACUACGGUGUGUAUGAUCUUGAACUGACUGCAGUGAAGGAUAAUUCAGAGGUGAGGAGGCUAGUGUUCGAUACUGCAAGUAAGUCCAUCAUCGUGAUCGAGGAUAUCGAUUGCUCACUCAAUCUUGCAGGUAAACAGACCGCUAAGAGAUGCAAUGAUGAAGAGACUGUUACGCCCUUGAAGGAAAAGAGACGAAGCAAGGUAACGCUGUCUGGGCUGCUGAAUUUCAUUGAUGGGCUUUGGUCCUCCUGUGGAGGUGAGAGGAUCAUCGUGUUCACGACAAAUCAUAUCGAGAAAUUGGAUCCGGCGCUGAUCAGAAGGGGGAGGAUGGACAUGCACAUUGAACUGGCUUAUUGUAGCUUUGAAGGGUUUAAGGUUCUCGCCAAGAAUUAUCUGCGUGUUGAAUCUCAUGCUUUGUUCGAGAGGAUUGAGGAACUGAUCGGAGAGGUUUUCAUCACGCCUGCAGAUGUGGCGGAGAACCUUAUGCUGAAGUCCGGCGAUGUGGAUGUUGAGGCUUGUCUGCAGAGGUUCAUCGAUGUUCUUCGGCUCGUCAAGAGCAGGAUGGAGGAAAUUAGCAAAGAGGAGAUCUGGACUGAUGAGGAUGAAGAAACGUGAGAGUGAAGAGAAUGAAGAGGGAGUGAACAAUGAGAGCGAAGAGAGCAUCCGAAAGCAAGCAGAUUGUGCCAGUAGCAGCGGUAUGUGUCUGUAGUGUAGUGUGGUGUCAAUGUAGCGUAGUAGUAGCGGUUGUCGAUUGUGUGUGAUGUCGUAGUUUGUUAUUUGUUUAGAGUCCAAAAUAUAGAAAGGAAAAGUAUGUCCAAAUGAGUAUCAUCUAAUCUAGCAUGUUAUUUAAGAUAUUUUCAGGCCAUUACGUAUCAGAUUUUCAGUCUGAUAUGUAAUGGCAUAAAUUAAUAUU